Aspergillus nomiae NRRL 13137 is the source of this 963-nucleotide messenger RNA. RefSeq names its product ATP11 family protein. NCBI's taxonomy places the organism in Eukaryota, Fungi, Ascomycota, Eurotiomycetes, Eurotiales, Aspergillaceae. The record is from RefSeq and is a predicted model, not a curated record. Gene Ontology annotation, biological process: mitochondrial proton-transporting ATP synthase complex assembly. The coding region runs from base 1 to 963 and encodes 320 amino acids. Gene Ontology annotation, cellular component: mitochondrion. The transcript is spliced from 3 exons.
AUGGUAUUUCUGAGGCCUUCUACUUUUCAAUCUUUGAUCCGUAAUACUAGGACGCCUUUCCUACGGGUCCAACAAAGACGAUGGGCGCAGGUGCACGAUGUCCGCUUCCUCGCCACGCAUCAUGAUCCAAAGUUUGUGUUGGACAGGUACCGAAACAAGUUGGAUCAGAAAGCUCAGCAAGAAGGACACGACGUCCACCAUUGUCACUCCAGAACCCUCCAACCUACUCCCUCUCCAUCGACAUCCGCGGUUCAUCCUCCUCCCCCGCCACCUUCUCCCCAAGCCAAAGUCGCAUCUGAAGGCUCCGGCAAAUCCUCCACAGGCAUCAAGCCUCUCAGCUCCUACAUUGAUGUCGAGAAAGUCCUCGAUCUCCCACCAAAGGAAAUCGAAGCUAUCUGGCGUCUUCGCCAUGCCAGCAACCCCCACUCCGUCUGCGCCGUUAUCCCGGUAGAAACAUACCAGCGCAUUUCCUCGGCCGCUCGCCAAAACCCCCAAUUCGUCCUCCCCUUGCCCCGCACGCAAGCCGAGACCGAACAAUCGGAGCAGCAGGGAGAUGACGCUGCCAAUGCCGGCGCAGAGAUCCACUUCCUUCAGUGGGCAUUCCAUCCGGCCGCCCCGACAGUCACUUCUGGACCUUUGGCUAGCUCUCAUACCUCCACUAUCAUCUUCACCCAACUCGCCGCGUACCAGUUGCAUGGCUCCUAUGCCCAACCACACACGACUAUUACGCACCAUCUCGACCUAGCCGAUGAGAAGGGUCUAGUUCUCAUGCAUGGCCAGAUCAUGCCAGACUCGGGCAUUUCCUCCACUGACGCGACCUGGUUAGUUAGCUGUGUUCAGCGCUUCUAUGAUUUCGGUGGCCAGGCCAGUGGGCGCAAGGGUGAGCUGCUGCGCUCGUUCACCAAGGGAGAUACCAAUAUCUUCAAGAUCGAGGCGUUGUUGGAGGAGGCGGAGAAGUUGUAG